AUGGACACAAUACUCAAUCCAGAUCCAGGAGAAUACCCUGGCAAAAGUGAUAUGAACUACGAUUCUCAAUCGAACAGAAGACCACGAGAGAAUAGCGACAGCGAGGAAGACCCGCACCCCAAACACCCCCAGAAAAACGAAACCGGCAGAAACUCCACGGAUCACAACGCGAGCACAACUGAUAACACACCAAUGCACAGGCAAGAAAAUCAAAAUGUAGUUCUUAUUAAUUUAAGUGAUCAAUCUGAAGCCUCGAAUUUCAACAAUCCCAUAAAACUGACAAAUGCACUAAACAAAUCAGAUUUCCAAAAAUAUAUAAUUGAAGAUUCCCUCAGAGUCUUAGGAACAGGGAAGGCCAUAAGGUUUGAGGUACAUAUUUCAAAAUUAAAACCUUUAAAUCAAAUAAAAAAACUGGGAGACUGGGAAAUUAAAUGCAAACAGCCGGUAUCAAGCAGAAACAUAGGAUGCUCAUAUGGCACAAUCUUCCCAGUGGAAAUAGAUCUAACCCCAGAUGAAAUAGCAGAGAAAAUAAGAAUAAUAGGUGGAAAUAACAUUGAAAUAGUAGAAGUCACAAGAAUCAAAAAGAGUAACAGAGACAAAGAAAAUGAAAAUAAGUGGAUUCCAACCAAGUCCCUAAGAUUGACUUUUAAAGGCAGACUACCAGAGAAGGUAGCAAUAGGCCAUACAUCUUACUCAGUUCAUCAUAACUUUCCCCAUACCAAAAUGUUUCAAGUGUCUGAUGUAUGGACAUGGGAUCAUGACGUGUAA
Penaeus monodon (black tiger shrimp) is the source of this 768-nucleotide messenger RNA. RefSeq lists its product as uncharacterized. NCBI's taxonomy places the organism in Eukaryota, Metazoa, Arthropoda, Malacostraca, Decapoda, Penaeidae. Bases 1 to 768 code for a protein of 255 amino acids. The transcript has a single exon. The record is from RefSeq and is a predicted model, not a curated record.